Molecule: messenger RNA, 1914 nt
Organism: Ascoidea rubescens DSM 1968
Lineage: Eukaryota; Fungi; Ascomycota; Saccharomycetes; Ascoideales; Ascoideaceae
Gene: CUE3
Product: Cue3p
Exons: 2
Molecular function (GO): ubiquitin binding
Source: RefSeq, a predicted model, not a curated record
AUUCCCAUCGUGGAAUAUCCUCCAUUUAAGUUGAGGUCCUCCUUGUACGACAAAGAUCCUGUCAUUUGGGUCCAUCUUCUUGAGGCCUACAUCCACUUGAUGGCCUUUUUAUCUUCUGACGAAUUCACUGUUCCAUUGAAUGAAAAGUCCCACGACCAAUUGAAGCUGUUCAUCAAGGGCUAUUUGAAGGAAACCUCUCAGGAAGAGGGAAAGGUCUUCACCUUGGGUGCUGUCAAUCCUCAAAUCAGAGAAAAUUCUGCGCAGUUGAAGAGCCUCGUCUUUCAAUUCAUCAAGAAAAAUGGUCUACUCGACUUGAAGUUCAAUGGCUCUGCAACCUGGGAUCUAAUCAAGUCCUAUGUCAAAGUUGAUCCAAGAUCUACCAGAAAGAUAAUAGAUGGCUCCUUUGGCAAUGGCUUUAUAAAUUCUAUUUCUUCGGUUCAAAAAAAUAUUUUGUUUAUGGUGAGUAACACCAAAUUUCAACUCGAAGACAUAAAAACCUUAGCAAUACUACUAGACGUUGUUAAUAUUCAGUUUAACAAUACCAAUGAAAAAAAAAAGGCAAAUAAUAACGAAAAACAAUACAAAGUAAAUAACAAAAGAUCCAACCAACUCUCAAAAGGAAGCAACAGCAAUGCAGUGUUUUCCUUUACGAGCAAAUUUAAUACUCUUUCUUGGAUUGAAUCCUUAGAAAAAUACUAUUCGAAUGGAGAAGGUGCCCAUUCUGAAAUGGCCAAGCAGUUGAUGUUUAUUUCUCUAUUAUCUUGUUCAUUAGAAAAAGUUUCUCAGUUAUUUAUUGAAUUGGGCAUCACUAAUAUUCAUUCUUUAAAAAUUUAUCCACUUUUCACUUCGGUUGUUUUAAGUGGUAUUUAUAAAACUGCUCGACCUGGUUUAGAACAACGUUUGCCAUUUUUGAAUUUUGAUCAAUAUAAACAACCAGAUACACACCACCAACUAGAGAUAAGUAGUGCUUCAGUUGGCCCUUCAAAUUCUUUUGCUGUUAAUAUAAACCAAGAAGAUCUUGAUAUGAUCACAGAUUUAUUUCCCCAAGUUACAAAAUACCAAGCAAGAAAAUUAUUAGAACAAUAUAUUGAUAUUGAGACUCUUACUAAUAAAUUAUUGGAAGAUCCUGAUUUACCCAAUUCAAUUCCCAAGGAAGAACCUAUACAACAACAACAACAACAACAACAACAACAACAGCAGCAGCAUAUAAAGCAACAGGUAAAGAGAUCAAUUUAUGAUGGUGAUGAUAUUUCAAAUCUAAAGAUAAGUUCAAAGGAUGUUACUUUUGGUAAAAAGAAAUUUGCGUUAAACGAUAACUUGGAAAAUGAAAACAAAAGUCGUGAAAAAACUUUAUCUAUGGCUCUAAAAUUAUUAUAUGAAUCAGAUGAAGACGAACCUGAUGAUACUUAUCUUGAAGCAGAGAUUGCAACUGGAGUUAAUUCCGGCUCCAGCAGCAAUACUAAUAGCAAUAACAAAAGUAAUAACAAAAAUAGUAAUAAUGAUAAUAAUAACAACAACAAUAAUGAAUAUGAUAAGAUUGAAAAGAUACUUUGGAAUAUAUUUAAAAAGACACCACAAGAUUUAACAAAAACAUCUAGACAUAGUUCAACCAGAAAAAAUUUAAAAAAAACUACCAAUUGGUCAGACGAACAAAUCGAAGGAUGGGCACGUAUGAUUGUUAAGAGUCCUAAGAGGGCUAAAAUAUUGGAAGAAAAAUAUAUACAAAACAGGACAAAUCCAGGAAGAAACAAUAGUUCUGCUAAUAAUAAUACUGAAAAUAACACUACUAAUCGUACUGAUACUGACAAACAGAAUAAUAAGAACAGUGAUAACAAAAAUAAAGAUUAUGCUUGGAAAGAAAGAAAUAAAUCUAAAAGAGGGAAUCAUAAUAGAAAAGCAGGUCACGAUAGAAAA